AUGAAGUUUACCCUGAUCAUUUUUGCAGCCCUUGCCACCAUUGCUGCUACUGCUGAUCCAAGCUCCGUUGCCGAGGAUGCCUCUGCUGUUGCCGACCCAAGCUCUGUCUCUUCUUCAGCUCUCUCUAGUAUCAUCCCAAGCCAUGCUUCCUCUGUUGGCCCCUCUGCUGUUGCCUCAAGUGCAAUUGUCGUUACUCCUUCCAAGCCAACUGGUGUUAGUUCUUCGGGCAAUCCUUUGAACGGUGCCACUGCUACAGCAAGUAUAUCCGUUGUCGGGCAUGACGCAAACAAGGACAGCGGUGCCACCAAAUUGGCUCUUUCUGCCCUUGCUGGGCUCUUGGUUCCUGCCGUUUCAAUUUGGUGUUGCACUUGUCCGCCAUCCCGAUGGAUGAAUUCUGGCCACAGUGUCGUAAUGGAUAUUAUUCGGAUACCCUGUACUAGCAGAAAUAAUAUAGAUGUGGUCACAGAGCAUCUUGUUCUUGUGCUCUCAUUAACAUAA
Messenger RNA from Phycomyces blakesleeanus NRRL 1555(-), 498 nucleotides. Its product is annotated as homeobox containing transcription factor. Lineage: Eukaryota; Fungi; Mucoromycota; Mucoromycetes; Mucorales; Phycomycetaceae. The coding region runs from base 1 to 498 and encodes 165 amino acids. The transcript has 5 exons. The record is from RefSeq and is a predicted model, not a curated record.